GAAACUAAAUCAGUUCAAAUCACAUUUGAACAUCACAUUUUUCAAACCCCAGAAUAAUAGAAAUUAGAUGAUCGCAGUCAUGGCCGGAAAACAGUUGAGUCGCUGGGAUUCUGAUCAAUUUUUCGGAUUUUCCGACCAAGCAGGAAGUUUUGCCGACAUUGUUUUCGGAUUCCUGGAAGAACAAGAAGAGUCCCCUAAGAGUUCCUGCGACUCAAAUGAUUAUCUUGAGGAUGAUGAAGAUGAUAGCUCUUCUAGCGUUGAAGAGAACAGAAAAUUCUGGGAAACUCAAGAGGAACUUCUUCAGGCAACAUUAUAUAGGACUAGUUCCCUGGAAAUGAAAAUUCGUCAAGCAACAAAAGAUGCAGUGAGAGAGAUUAAGCAGUUAGGCUUGCGCUGUCCGUGUCAUGAACCGGCCACCGGACAAUGCCGGAAUUUUUUGCAGAGAGAGAUAUCAUUACGGCUGCAAGCUGAAGGUUAUAAUUGUGCCAUUUGCAAGUCAAAAUGGAAGAGCUCACAUGACAUUCCAUCAGGAGAACAUACUUUUCUUGAAGUGGUGGAGAAAUUAAAUUCCAAGAAAGGGGAAGUAAGAGUAGUAAUUGAACUAAACUUUCGAGGUGAAUUCGAGAUGGCAAGAGCAAGCCAAGAAUAUAAUCAACUAAUUAAUCGAUUACCCGAAAUGUUUGUUGGGAAAGCAGAGAGGCUAAAGGCCUUGCUAAAAGUAUUAUGCUCAGCUGCAAAAAAAUGCAUGAAAGAAAAGAAGAUGCACUUGGGUCCAUGGAGGAAACAUAAGUAUAUGCAAUCUAAGUGGCUGGGCACAUGUGAGAGGACGACAUCAGCAAUGGAUCCAUUGCCGGUCGGAUUUUCGGACCGGCCGACAAAGCCUAGAGCCUCCAUGUUAACUUAUGAUAUGCUACAGAAUUUGCCUGUCUUACACUGUACUGCAGUUAAAGUUUUGUGAUAGAAAAAAAUAAAGAAACAAAAGUUUCUUAUUGACUAGUUAGAGGUAGAAGUUUCAUGGUUCUUUUUUAUGAAAAUUGGUAUGGUGUUUUCAAAUGUAUGAAUGAAGAAGAUGUUAGAGAAUAGAAAUAAAACGAGAGAAAGAGAAGGAUUAUAGUUUA
This is a messenger RNA of Ricinus communis (castor bean), 1118 nucleotides long. RefSeq lists its product as uncharacterized. The record is from RefSeq and is a predicted model, not a curated record. The transcript has 3 exons. Lineage: Eukaryota; Viridiplantae; Streptophyta; Magnoliopsida; Malpighiales; Euphorbiaceae. The coding region runs from base 68 to 958 and encodes 296 amino acids.